Messenger RNA from Marchantia polymorpha subsp. ruderalis, 820 nucleotides. The record is from the annotation of a GenBank genome assembly. NCBI's taxonomy places the organism in Eukaryota, Viridiplantae, Streptophyta, Marchantiopsida, Marchantiales, Marchantiaceae.
GCCAUCGCUUGCUCCACGUCAACCAGCCGAAACGUUCGAUAACCAUAGUUUUAGUCCUUAAGCAAGAACAUCCUCGUUCGAACCUCUCUGAGUGCUGUUCGAUCCAUCAUGGACACGAUUCACGCUCAUUCGGCUCCAUUGAAGACCGGCGAGCAGCACAGGCCGCAGGCAGGAGGACAACCAUCGCACCCACCGGGCUCAUUCUGUUCAGGCAAGUAUUUCCAACAGGUCAAGGCGGCGAUUUUGAAGCUUUUCUGUAUCACAGUCUCGGUAUCUGCACUGCAAAUCGUCAGGAUUGCACGUCGGUGGGCUUGCGAAUUCCCAGCGAGGUGAAGCCUAUCAAAUUUGCAGACCUCGAUUGGAAGCUCUUACAUUUUUAGGCCCUCGGCAAUUGAAUCCUACACUCGGGUCAGACAUGACGAACUGUUAGAUGCGAAUAAUCAGAAAUAAUCAAGUGAAGUUAACCAGCAGCAAAGGGUUGUGUAGUGCAACUUCAUUGUGAACCUGACAAGCAAUACACGGCCAUAUACGCUGUGACUCUGUGGCACAUUUGCACUCCCUAUAACUCGAGAGAGGUCGACUAGUACUUGUGGGCUUAGGUGAUUUAAUUCAGAAUCUGCCACUGAAAAUAAUGGAUAAUGCUAAGUUCUGAAUAGAGGUCAUUGAGGACCACUUGAAUAACCACAACUGGAGAGAGUUAAACUUACGACAGAAAUAGAUAACAUAAUUACAGAUCUGACAGUUCAUAAGUCUACUGUGGAUUAGUUUUGAUGUAAUUUCUUAACUGCAUUUAUGCAAAUUUCCAUUCCAUUCCGUUUGC